Molecule: messenger RNA, 927 nt
Organism: Nomascus leucogenys (northern white-cheeked gibbon)
Lineage: Eukaryota; Metazoa; Chordata; Mammalia; Primates; Hylobatidae
Gene: RTL4
Product: retrotransposon Gag like 4
Molecular function (GO): nucleic acid binding; zinc ion binding
Source: RefSeq, a predicted model, not a curated record
AUGGAGAAGUGCACGAAAUCACCACCUACCAUGCAGGUAGAGCCUUCCUUUCUUCAGGCAGAGAAUCUGAUUCUGCGGCCUCAAAUGCAGCAUCCAACCACGGAGAACACUGCUAAAAGGGGCCAAGUCAUGCCUGCCCUGGCCACCACAGUGAUGCCUGUACCAUACUCACUUGAGCAUCUCACCCAGUUUCAUGGUGACCCUGCCAAUUGCUCAGAGUUCCUCACUCAGGUGACUACCUACUUGACAGCUCUCCAGAUCUCUAAUCCUGCAAAUGAUGCCCAGAUCAAACUCUUUUUUGAUUACCUAUCUCAGCAGUUAGAAAGUUGUGGGAACAUAUCUGGGCCUGACAAGAGUACUUUACUGAAGCAAUAUGAGAAUUUUAUUCUUGAGUUCCAGCAGUCAUUUGGUAAACCCACAAAACAGGAAAUGAACCCUCUGAUGAAUGCUAAGUUUGACAAAGGGGACAACUCCUCUCAACAGGACCCUACUACUUUCCAUCUCCUUGCUCAAAAUCUGAUUUGUAGAAACCAAAGUGGUCAGUUCGAAAAGGCACUAACUGAUCCCAACCAGGAUGAAGAGAGUGUCACUGAUAUGAUGGACAAUCUUCCAGACCUGAUCACUCAGUGCAUUCAGUUGGACAAGAAACAUAGUGACAGGCCAGAGCUCCUACAGUCAGAGACCCAGCUCCCAUUGUUGGCUUCCUUGAUCCAACACCAAGCCUUCUUUAGCCCUACAGAUCCACCACCCAAGAAAGGGCCUAUACAGCUGCGAGAAGGCCAGCUGCCUCUCACCCCAGCCAAACGAGCCCACCAGCUAGAAACUCAUUUGUGCCUCUACUGCAGCCAAUGUGGUCACUUCACAAGAGAUUGCCUUGCCAAACGUUCUUGAGCUCCAGCAACGACAAAUAACACAGCUCACCAGUAA